Molecule: messenger RNA, 2445 nt
Organism: Mustela erminea (ermine)
Lineage: Eukaryota; Metazoa; Chordata; Mammalia; Carnivora; Mustelidae
Gene: TXNL1
Product: thioredoxin like 1
Exons: 9
Coding region: 260-1138 (292 amino acids)
Source: RefSeq, a predicted model, not a curated record
UCCCGGUCGCGCGGUGGCUCCUGGGUGCCGCACGCCUUCCCUUUCCUCGCCUCUCCCCUCCCCUCCCCCCUCCCGUCCCCACCCCCUCGGCCGCUCCGCUCCCUGGCGUGACUCGGCACUGAGAGUCCCGGAGAAGGCGCCGCGGUCGUCACCUCCUGCGUUCAGGCCUCGGCCUCUCUGAGCCUCUCCCCUUCCUCUCCCGGGUCUUCUCCUUCAGUUUUGAAGCCGGUGGCGUCGCGGCCGCCCUGCCGGGCUAAGAAUGGUGGGAGUGAAGCCGGUCGGGAGCGACCCAGAUUUCCAGCCGGAGCUGAGCGGCGCGGGCUCCAGACUCGCCGUGGUCAAGUUCACCAUGCGAGGGUGUGGACCAUGUUUAAGGAUUGCCCCGGCAUUCAGUUCUAUGAGUAAUAAGUAUCCACAGGCAGUGUUCUUGGAAGUUGAUGUACAUCAGUGUCAGGGAACAGCUGCCACCAACAAUAUAUCAGCAACACCUACAUUUCUGUUUUUUCGAAACAAAGUGAGAAUUGAUCAGUAUCAAGGAGCAGAUGCUGUUGGAUUAGAAGAAAAAAUCAAGCAGCACUUAGAAAAUGACCCUGGAAGCAAUGAGGACACAGAUAUUCCAAAAGGCUAUAUGGAUUUAAUGCCUUUUAUUAACAAAGCUGGCUGUGAAUGUCUUAAUGAAAGUGAUGAGCAUGGAUUUGACAACUGUUUACGAAAAGAUAUGACCUUCUUGGAAUCUGAUUGUGAUGAACAGCUGCUUAUUACUGUGGCGUUUAAUCAACCUGUUAAGCUUUAUUCAAUGAAAUUUCAAGGGCCAGAUAAUGGUCAGGGUCCUAAAUAUGUAAAAAUUUUUAUCAAUCUACCCCGGUCUAUGGAUUUUGAAGAAGCAGAAAGAAGUGAACCAACUCAAGCUCUGGAACUAACAGAGGAUGAUAUUAAAGAAGAUGGCAUUGUCCCACUUCGUUAUGUUAAGUUUCAGAAUGUUAACAGUGUAACUAUAUUUGUUCAGUCCAAUCAAGGUGAAGAAGAAACAACAAGAAUUUCAUAUUUUACUUUUAUUGGUACUCCAGUCCAGGCAACAAAUAUGAAUGACUUCAAACGAAGAAUACACAUUGGCAAGUUGAGAGUUAUCAACCUGUGAAACAGUAGUUGGCAAAAAAGGAGAAAGUCACUAAGGUACAAAAGACACUGGAAGACCAUAUUGCAAUCAGAUCUACAGCUCCUGGAUAAUUGCUUGAUUCUCAUCAGAGACUGUCAAUAUUCCAUUCAUUGCCAUUACCAAUAAAUCAUUGCUUUUGUUCGGAUGGUAUCACUAGUGUUUUUAUUGUAAUCUUGAUACAUGCAAUUGUAAAUAAAAGUCACUACUUUUGCCAAGCUUAAUUUUUGUCAUUCUAAAUAAGUAUUUUCUCUUUUCAUUUAUCUGAAAAUUGGCCCACUUCUGACUUUCGAAGAGACUUAGUCUAGUCUGGUAGCAUGUUGAUUGAAAGCCAGUUUUUCUCUUUAGGGGAGCAAGACUGUCUUAAGGAAUUAAGGAGUGAGUGUGCUGUGCUCAUGCACAUACACAGAGCAAGUGAUUUCGAUAAACGGACUUGGAAUAGCUAAGUAUGUUAAAAUGAGUACUAAUUCAUGUUUAUUAAACAUUUGGGUAUGCGGGCUAUAGAAAGUACUCAAAUUAUAACCUACCAGAAAUAAACAAGUUUAAUGAGAUUUAACUGUUCUCACUUAAAACUGUUAAUGGGACCACAGAUUUUAAUCCCUUCUGGAUGACCUUUAAAAAUUUGAGUUAGCCAUUAUCCUUACUGUUGAAAUCUGACCAUGGGGGAAAAGACAGUACUGGGAAUUCAUGCAGCAACAGGACUUAAUAUUUUUAAUCAAGUAUUUAUUACCUUAGCUGCCAAAAGAUGCAGUGUUAAUAUACAGAGAACAUGAUUUAAAGUUAACAAAUUUGCCAAAUUGUGUGUUUGAAAGUUGUUUCACAAAAGGCUAGCAAAACAAAAUGUGUUCCUUACUACUCUUUUUAAUCUUAUAACUAAUCUAGAAAGUAUUGGUAAAUUGAAUUUUUUAAUUUCUCUUUAAAAUUAAAACUUAAUUUAAAUAUCUCUGAAUAUUAAAAAUUCAGUGUUUGAAAAGAGUACAUAGACUAUUUUGAUUCAGUUAAUACCUUUGAGGGCAUUUUUGUAUAGGAAUGUGGUUGAGACAGCAUUUUUACCUUUGGGAGACCAAUGUAUUUAUAUGCAUUUAUGGAAAAAAUUAUGCAGAAGUUUUUGUGUUAAAAUAGUCACUUUCUAAAAUGCCCUGUGUCAUUACAUGGUGUUUAGUUCUUCUCUAUGUAAGCCUAUUAACUGGUCUGUGAUGAUGUCUAUAUACUUAUGUAUUUCAUAGUUACUUGCCUUGGGUCAAAUGGAGGGGGAAAGGCAAGAAAUAAAGUUCAUAACAUUCCUUAAUAUA